AUGGAAUAUUGGGCAGAUCUGUGGGGAACCAAUCAACGAGAGACAGUUCAACCACAGACUGGGAAAACUAAACAAGGCUGUGUGGAAGAACAGAAGCAGAAAGAAAGGAACAAAGACAACACUGCUCUUCACCAUUUCAGCAAGAGAAGACAAGAACUAUCUCUGAAAAAAAGCUUUGUCCAGGAAAAAGAGAAAGACUUGUCACUUCUUGAAGUCAAUGAUAACAAUCAAAGUAGAAAUUCCAAAAGCCUUUUUGCAAAUGUACAAAUACAGCCCAAAGACCACAACACUGACAAUAAAGAGAAUGUCCACCAUGACCUAAAGGUAUCCAUUUACCCAGAAUCCUCUGGGAAUAAAGAGGUCAAGAUAGGAGAUGGUGUGACCAGUGAACUUCACAACCAAGAAGAAUACGGUACAGCUGUCAUCCAAAAUAACAUGCAGCAUCUAAUGGGGACAGUGACUGUAAUGAAACUUUUAAGGGAAGAAGAUAGAGAAAUAAAAUCUCAGGCUGUUCUAAACAAAAUCUUUGGAGGUGUUCUCUAUGCUGAUGCUUUUGCAAAAGAGAAAAAGAAUAAACAAAAAAAUGCUCAAGUUCAGAAUAUUCCAGUCAAAAACAAAAGCACCCAACACAUCCAGCAUACUGACUACCUAAAGGGGAUCCCCAAAGUCAAAACAAUCCCCAGUGAUUUUGAAGGCAGUGGUUACACAGAGCUCCAACAGAGAGGGGACAAUGACAUUUUCUCCUUCAGUGGAGAGGGCCAGCCUUCUGAGGACCUUCCUGGUGAAAGGGAUGCUAGUGGUCCUGACUUAGAAGGUCCAGAUAUUCAAAUAGGGUUUUCAGGUCCAAGUGAAGCUGAGACUACUGAAUCUGACAUGAGAGGACCAGGUUAUAAUGAGAUACCAGAGAAAGUGGGAAAUAGCGGCAAUACCAUUGGAGCCGAGGAUUCAACAGCAAAGGAGGUAAACGUUGCUGAUGUCAGCCUUGUGGAGGGCAGCAAUGACAUCAUAGGUACUACCAAAUUUAAGGAACUCCCCGGGAAAGAAGGAAACAGAAAGGAUUCUGGCAGUCAGAACGCUCACCAAGGGAAAGUAGAGUUUCAUUACCCUCACGUACCCUUAAAAGAGAAAAGAAAAGGAAGUGGUAGUGACACCGCUAAUUUUAAUGAAAUUCCCAAAAAUGGCAAAAGUAGCACUCAGAAAGGUACAGAACAUUCUAAUAGGAACGAAGCCACUUUACAAGAAAAACAAAGAUUUUCCAGUAAGGGUAAAAGUCAGAGUCGAGUGAUUUCUUCUCCUGGUCUUCAUAAUGAAGUUAAAAAUGAAAUCGGUUCCCACAGUGGUCCCAUUCCUGAGGAAAAUGCAGCAGCAGCACACAACAGUGGCAGAAAAGGUUACUAUAUAUCCCAAAGGCAAAACAACGCUUCCCGGCGUAAAGAUAUGUCACAAAGGAAAGACUCCUGGGAGUACAGCGGACACCAUUCCAAUAGGAGCCCGAGCCCCCGGAGGACUGAUGACAGCAGCGAGUCAUCAGAGAGUAGCAGCUCCAGUGAAAGCGACGGGGAAUAG
Elephantulus edwardii (Cape elephant shrew) is the source of this 1566-nucleotide messenger RNA. RefSeq names its product matrix extracellular phosphoglycoprotein (gene MEPE). Gene Ontology annotation, molecular function: extracellular matrix protein binding. The coding region runs from base 1 to 1566 and encodes 521 amino acids. Gene Ontology annotation, cellular component: extracellular matrix. Gene Ontology annotation, biological process: biomineral tissue development. The record is from RefSeq and is a predicted model, not a curated record. NCBI's taxonomy places the organism in Eukaryota, Metazoa, Chordata, Mammalia, Macroscelidea, Macroscelididae. The transcript is spliced from 3 exons.